Cyanistes caeruleus (blue tit) is the source of this 4888-nucleotide messenger RNA. RefSeq names its product exosome component 3 (gene EXOSC3). Gene Ontology annotation, biological process: nuclear polyadenylation-dependent rRNA catabolic process; CUT catabolic process; poly(A)-dependent snoRNA 3'-end processing. The record is from RefSeq and is a predicted model, not a curated record. Lineage: Eukaryota; Metazoa; Chordata; Aves; Passeriformes; Paridae. Gene Ontology annotation, cellular component: nuclear exosome (RNase complex); cytoplasmic exosome (RNase complex). Gene Ontology annotation, molecular function: RNA binding.
GGUGGACUCGCAGCAGAAGCGGUACGUGCCGGUGAAGGGCGACCACGUCAUAGGGAUCGUGACGGUCAAAGCGGGGGACGUGUUCAGACUGGACGUGGGCGGCAGCGAGCCGGCGUCCCUGUCCUACCUGGCCUUCGAAGGCGCCACGAAGAGGAACAGGCCGAACGUGCAGGUGGGAGAUCUUAUUUACGGUCAGUUUGUUGUAGCAAAUAAAGACAUGGAGCCAGAGAUGGUUUGUAUAGACAGCAGUGGAAAAUCAAGUGGAAUGGGAAUAAUUGGACAAGACGGCUUCCUCUUUAAAGUCUCCUUAGGUCUAAUAAGAAAGCUUUUGGCUCCCAAAUGUGAAAUAAUUCAAGAGUUGUCACAGUUGUACCCAUUUGAGCUGGUGCUGGGAAUGAAUGGAAGAAUAUGGGUAAAAGCAAAAACAGUUCAACAGACUUUAAUUAUAGUAAAUAUUUUGGAAGCCUGUGAGUAUAUGACUGCGGAACAGAGAAAACAAGCGCUUGCCAAACUGUCAGGGAACUGAUAAGAGAAAACCUUGGGGAUUUGUUUGUGAUUGCUGUAGGAUGUUUUGGUUAUUUUUGUAUUCAGAUUUAUAUUAAAAGCCUUUUUUUAAGUAAAGUACUAGACUUUGGUUGUUCUUCUUUCUCUUCUUUAUCAAUUCAACUUGUGUUAAGGAGUUUGUUUCAACUUAUCUUUAUAGUUAUGAAGCCCUGCUUAUGUUCAUGAAUUUUCUGACUAAUGGGAAGAUGGUCUCUACAAGCUUUCAUUAGCUCUGAAUUCUGAAGCCUAACAACUUAGGUCUUCUUUAAAAAACUGUUCAUUUUUUUUGAGCUGCAUGUAUUUGUUUUAAUAGUUACUAAAAUUUCAAACAAUCCAUGUUUACUUGGGGUAUCAAAAAGUAUCCCAUGAGUCAUUAAUUUUGGUUGGGCGCUCUAUUUAUACAGUGACAUGAAGUAAUGAUUAAUAUAUUAUGAAAUUUGGGAAUAGAAAUGCAGGUAGAGAAUACCAGAAAAUAAUUGCAGGGUGUAGCAUAAAAGAAUCACAGGGUGCUUAAGGCAGAUGAUCAGAUAAGACCAAAAAUACGUUCAAAGGGACAUUAUCACUUUCCCUAAGAGAUGACCUGCCUAGUAGCAGUAAGGACAUAGUGAUUAGGAUGUCACAAUAGUAGCCACGUGUUUCUUGAUUCAAGACACUGAUUUGUUUAGUAAUGGCAUAAAGAUGCCAUAGAGCUUUGCUAAUAUUUAACAAAAUCAGCAUUUCUGAGAAAAAGCUAUGUUUGGCUUCUUUGUGUAUAUAUGUGCUUUCUCUGAUGCAUAUAGAGGAGAUGCUGUCCUAGGAAGGGUAAGCUCUCAGUGAAUUUUAGUAUGUAAUUUGCUACUGUUCUGAGAGAGAAAAAGAGCCCUGGAUUAAUGGAAGGGUAGUUACUGAUACCUUCUUCCUGUGGGAGAAAAGCUUGAUUGUAGGUACCUAAUGAACUGCUUGCAGCUGUUAGGCAGUCAUUUAGAUCUGUGAUGUUCUGUGGUUCUUAAUUAGCUGAAUGGCUUAAUAGCAAUAGUUAAAGGAAAUUACUAAAAAUGAACUAAUUAAGGUAAGCCUGAAUACCAUCUUAAUUAAAUUGGAAACAUAUUUUUUCCUGUUUAUUCUUUAUUUCAUCCAAAGCUCAACCUGUGGCAUUUGAUGAUAGGGUUGUCUUUAGCAUUUCUGUCAUUUAGAAGUUGGCUUCAGUUCAGAGCCAACUCCUCUGAGUCAUCUGUAAUGUGCUUACCUAGGGCUUCCCCUGGUUCCACAAGAACACAACUCUGAUGGUUUCCAUGUGAGUCAAAUGGCUACAAUUCAGAGUUCUUUGUGAAUUUCAGUGGUCUCCCUGUUGAGCAUCUAGGGCGUUGCUCAUCUGGCUUGGUAGGUCUUUAGUCAUCUUUUUUCACCUGUCAUCUCCCAGGUGAAGUGACUUUCAUUCCUAUCCCAUAAACCUUUUCAGGCAGUAGUCUAUCUCUUGCUACACAUGAGAAGCUGUGAAUUAAUCAGGUUUUCCAUACCUGUUCUUCUCCAGAGUUUUUUCAAUUUCAGCUAACCAGAGCCUCUUCAGGUUGUCUGUUAUUGGAACAAUAGCUGACAUAGGCAAAAAAGCACUUGCCAAAUUAUCUCAGGGUGCUACCUUUUUUUCUGUGAAUUGUUCUUGGAUCAUAAUGGUGAAACCACAGGAAUGCACAAUGACAUGGAUCAUUUAAUGGAUAGUUGUGGUUUGAAAUGGAAUUAACCUUACCACUGCCCUUUACCUAAGCAAACUCCUUUCCCUUCUAAAAGCCUGUGUUUCAAGCUUAACCUGCAAGAUAGAAAUGAACAAUCCCUGUUAAAAUGCCAGCUUGGUAGUGCAGCACACCAAAUGGCAACCUUGAAAGUUCUCAACAUAAUCAGCACACUAUUUCAUAUCACACAUCAUGCUGUCCCACUGUCACCCACUUAUCACCCAAAUACAAAUUUAGUUACAUCAAGAACAGGAUACAAAAUGCAUUAAAGUUUUUCUUGUUAUUAAUUUAGAAAAAUUAAAUAACCAAAAAGCUCUUGGGUUUUACCCCCUACACAAUAAUUUUAAGUAUGUUCCACACUUAAGUUGGUUUGACAGUUUAUACAGUGGAAAAAAAUUACAGGGGAUGUGACCAAAAUGGGUGUGGGGAAAAACACUUGAAAGAAAGUACACUUAAACACAUUACUAACAGAAGAUGAUAUUCACAUUUUGUUGUUUUUUUUUUUUAACUUGGACAAAAAAAAAGCUUAUCAACAUUCUUCAAACCAAUUACAAUUUGACAGGCUUUAUCUAACAAACCAAACAUUCAGGCAAAAUCUAAACAGUAUCUUUGCAAACUUUUAAUCCUAUGUUGGUGACUAAACCAGUCACGAGGAAGGGUUCUGAAGUAUAAUUUGGUUCUAGGAAGAAAGGCUGUUCAUGAUUUAGUUAUGUAUUAGGCUGGAAGUCUUCCACAUUCCUGUUAAAGGCACAUAAACCCAUAUUUUCUUGGAAACAGGACUUGCAGAAGAGAUGCUGUGAACUUGAAAUGUACCUUGCUGAGUAAGUAGAAUGUCUUUUCUGUUGGAUUUCUCCAUGAUGUUCACCUUUAUUAAGUUAAGUUAUUAUUUAGAGUUGUUCAUUUCAGAUACUCAAUGAUUGUGCUUUGGAUACUUUGUUAUAUUGCUUUUCUUUCAAGCUGUUGCGAUCAAGUUAGGUAAAAAUGGUAGAUAUCAACAUGAAAAUUCUUCAUGUGCCCAUGAAAGAUGAGCUUAACCUUUUAAAAAGGAAGUUCACCAAGAAUUAAACAGAAACCAUGCAUUGAAAAUAUACAUAGUUUGUGGUCCUUCCUAGGUUGAUGUAGAAAGACCAAGAAGAAAUAAUAUCACAAAAUACAGAAAUGCGGUGUUGAAAUUCAGUUUGAUAGCAAUGCAUUUGUGUUUUGCUCUAGCAGAAGAAAGUUACACAGACAAAUAGCUCAGUGUAAUAAGAGGAUUAAGAGCUCAACUCUAAGGCUGUGGUUAGAGUGUGGCUGUAACUCUGCUAGAUUAGAAGUUUACCGUGCCUAGCUACUCAUUACAACCUUGCCACCAGGAGUUGGAACUGAGGCUUGCAGGCAUGUGUAUUUGAUUCCUAGCCAAGUUCUGUUAAAAUGACCCACAUUGGCAUUACACUACUAAUACCAGGGUUAUUUUGGUUUUAUCACAUGGAUGUUCUUUAGCAAAAGAGGUCAUAUAAUUUUUCUCCCAGAUUUUAAAUAUAAAAAGUAGUUCUACUGGAGAAUGCCAAAUUUGUUAGAGAAAGCCCAGUUUUCUGCCUUAGAACUUGGACAAAUACUUCUGAGCAACAGCUAAAUCAACAGGUUGUUUUAAACCUUAAAAUUGUUCACCUCCAAUGCUUACCUGAAAAGUAUUUACAUCAGAUUUUCUAGCUACAUAAAACCACCCUGGUGUGAUAUGUUAUUUGACUGAGUACAGAAACUUGUCUUAAAGACAAUGUAGGGCAUUCCACUUGCAUUAACACAAGCAGGCUUGUCCUUACUCAUGACUUCUAUAGAUUGUAAGAUGCAUAGCUACCCUUGAAGGCCAUAGUAAGAAAUUAAACAUGCCAGUUUUAUCUCAACAACUUGUAAGAGAAAUAGCCUAGAAACAUACUGAGUACAUGGAUUUUAAUAGAAACUACAGAGUAGUUGCAGGUUAACACCAGGAUCACUGUAGAAUGACCAUUUUCCUCUGAUAUCCUGAUUUUACAGAAGUGCUAUUACUGCCUUUUCAGUGCUAUCUUUGUGGGUAAUUUGGGAUGUUCAAGAACCUGGUUUUGCUUGCAGAGCCUGAAGCUUGAUCACUGUUCUAGUGGCUUGAAUAGUCAUUAAAAAUACCUUUUUUUUACUGGUCUUCAGUGUCCUACAUAAUAUGAGAAUACUAAAAAAAUCAAAAUACUUUAUUUGUAACACUGCAGUAAACAGGAGACAAACUAUAGACCACAGAUUCUAUUUUGCUUACACUUAGUAAUUACACUCAUCUGACACAAGGAUAUUUAAAGACUGAAGGACGGUGGGAGGACUAAUGACCUCAUCUGCACUUUCCAAAUGCCUUGGUUAUCUUUUGUCUUGUAAAUGAUAGGCUUUUCUGUGAUUCACUGUUUGUUAAGCUAUUGCAAAAGAGAUUUGUUGUAAGAAACUGUAUACCCACUGAAAAGACUUACUAAUUCUUUCUUCCUGUUCUUGUUCAGAUGGAAGGUAUUGCACCAAUCUCUUCUUGGUGUCCCACUGUGAACUUACAUGAAUGAACUCAUUUCAAAAGACCUGUAUUUCCUUUGUCUUCUUUUGUGACUACUGCACUUUACUAGUGUCAUCUUAGCUAAGAUAAAUCUGAGAUUCUG